Messenger RNA from Triplophysa rosa, 6369 nucleotides. RefSeq names its product mediator of DNA damage checkpoint 1 (gene mdc1). Gene Ontology annotation, biological process: positive regulation of transcription initiation by RNA polymerase II. Gene Ontology annotation, cellular component: nucleus. The coding region runs from base 59 to 5953 and encodes 1964 amino acids. The transcript is spliced from 10 exons. The record is from RefSeq and is a predicted model, not a curated record. Gene Ontology annotation, molecular function: protein binding. Lineage: Eukaryota; Metazoa; Chordata; Actinopteri; Cypriniformes; Nemacheilidae.
UCGGUAAUGUUCGAGUAAAAGGCGGUUCUUUGUCUUCAGGAAAUAAUCUGCAAGUUGUAUGCACGUUUUGCCAGUGGACAGGAUGGAUGCUACUCAACAGAUUGAAGAUCCUUUCACUGAAGAAGAAGAAGAUGAUGAUGAUGAGAAAGAAGAGAACAAGGAAGGAUCAAAAAGAGAACAGGUGGCAACACUGAAGGUGUUUAAAAAUGACCACGUUCCAGAGACAGAAUUCCCUCUCUACGUUGGCGAAAACGUCUUGGGUCGUGAUCCUGUUGCCUGUUCUGUUCUGCUUCCGGCCCGAUCUGUGUCUGGUCGCCAUGCUGUCAUCUCCAUCUCUGUGUUCCGCUCUAGUAACAAUCGUCCCAGUGACAUCGAAGCCGUUGAAGCACUAUUAUGGGACACUGGCAGUUUAAAUGGAACCAGAAAAGGCAGAUUAAAGCUGACGCCUCAAGUGAGAUACGCUUUGGCCGAGGGAGACAGUGUGGUAGUUGCUGACAUUCCGUGCCAAUAUAUCAGGCUACACGUUUCGAAAAGAGACACACAGUCAGUUCCAAAGGAGAAAGGAGCACUCAAGCAUGAGAAAAAGGAAAGUCCAUCAGUGCCCAGCAGUCAUUCAGAGCCAAAGAUAAGGAAAGGAGUGCUGAAUGAGAACGUGAGAGGUGCCUUGCCUCCCGUGCCUUUAUGGAGUCCUGAGGAAGAAGAACCUAAGAGUGCAGUCAGCCUUUGUUCACCACAGCCAGCUUACAAGCAGCCUGAGAUCACCCUGGUGCCUGAUUCUGACUCGGGUUCAGAUGGAGAGAGUGCUACAGAUGAGAAGAGAGAUGUAGUUUCAGACUCGGCAUCCUCCUCACAUCUGGUAAGCCCUUCAGAUUCAACAUUCCUGACCCCAGCCAAAAAAGUAAUUCCAGAAAGUGAGGAUGAGAGCUCCAUUACUCCAUCUUCAGCCACAAUGGACCAAUUUAAAGUGAAAGACAGCUUCAGUGAAGUCUGUUCAGACUCCUCUAAGACUGGCCCGCUGGCUCUAAACUUAGACAGUGACACUGAUAUUGAGGAAGAGGAGACGGACAGAGACAGGAAUGGAGCAGAUGCUCACACUAAAGUAGCUUCAAAGGUGGAACCUGUAUAUUUAGGUGAUCUACAUAUGGACAGUGAUACUGAUGUAGAGGAAGAGGAGACUGAUAACAGCAAAGCUGAACCUGAAGCUCAGAAAGUACAUUUAAAGGAAACGGUAUCUUCAACUGGUCUUCAUUUAGAUAGUGAUACUGAUGUUGAGGAAGAGGAGACCGAGAAAAGUAAGACUGAACAACAGGCUCUUAAUAAAGAAGCUUCAAGGGUGGAAUCUGUAACUUCAGCUGAUCUUCACAUGGAUAGUGAUACUGAUGUUGAGGAAGAGGAGACAGAGAAAAGCAAGAGUGAACAACAGGCUCUUAAUAAAGAAGCUUCAAGGGUGGAAUCUGUAACUUCAGCUGAUCUUCACAUGCAUAGUGAUACUGAUGUUGAGGAAGAGGAGACAGAGAAAAGCAAGAGUGAAACAGAGACUCAGAUUAAACAAGCUCCAGAGGUGGAACCUCUAACCUCAUCAGAUCUUCAUAUGGACAGUGAUACUGAUGUCGAGGAGAAUGAUGCCACCCAUAAUGCUGAACCUCCCAAAGUUGUAGCAGUUUCAGAAAGCCCUCUAUCUGCUCAUGCGGAAAUACACUUGGACAGCGACACUGAUGUAGAAGAUGACAAUCCCAUGGAUGUUCCCACAGCCACAGAGGUUUCACAUCCAGCCGUAAAGGAUAGUGACAUCAGACUUGCCUCAAACCCAGGGGCAAAGUGCUGCAUGGACAGUGACACAGAUGUAGAUGAAGAAGAUAAUGAGGAUCCUUUCAAGUCUUUACCAGGCAAGGUUGCAGAGAAUCAAAAGGUUUCUACAGGCAGCAAAGUAGAGCAACCAGAAAAAAGCACCCAUAAACAAACCCAUCCUUUCCAAGCACAUAAUCAUCAUGAGGAACCCACCCUAGCUUUUGACAACUUAGACGACUGGGACCUACAGCCCACACAGGCAUACGGGGGUACUGGAGCCAAUGCUGGUAUCAUGCCAAAGGAAGUGGAUCUUGAGGCUACACAGGCAUACGGAGCAGAUACAGGCAGAGAGGACGAAGAGGAGCCUCUCAGUCGUAGUGAAGUUCACUCAAACCUUUCCACUGCUGAAACACAGCUCAUCCCUACAGCAAAGAGUAAUGAUGAAGAUUAUGAUGAAGAGAUGCCAGAUGACUUUAACCUCUCCACAGCAGACACUCUGAUCCUCGCCAGCACCCCAAGACGAGACGAGCAGACGCAACAUUUCGCUCUCUUCACUGCCCCAACGCAACUCAUUUGGGAGGGAGAAGAGAAAGAGGUGGAUCAGAGUGAGCCGGUCCAGUUGGUGGAGGCUGAUACCAUCGAUGAAACACAAGAUUGUGAGAAGGAGAAUAUUAAUUGGGGUAGAAAGAGGAGCCAUGUUGGGGGAAGGAUGCAAAAAUAUAAAACCAACUCCACCUCUCAACUCAUCAUUGCUGAAACACAACCGAUGUGUGAGGAUGAAUAUGCUUCAAAUGAAGGUCAAAACAGUGCGACCACUAGCAAGCAUACAGGUGAAGAUGAACACAAACAUCUUAGAGAAGAACCCUCUAGUUCCCAUGUCACAAUUGCUGAAACACAACCUAUGUUUGAGGAAGAUGAAACACUAAAUACGGAUCUGAAGGAUCGGGUCAACUCUAGGAGACCGCAGGGAGAAGAACAUGAAUCUACACAGGUUAAUAAAAGCUCGGCUUCCCAUCUUGUCAUUGCUGAAACGCAGCCAAUGUGUGAGGGUGAAGGGACAUCUGAUGAAGGUCUUAACAGUGCUGUCAGCAGCAGAAACACACAUGAUGAACCCAAAAAUAUUAGAGAAGAACCGUCUAGCUCUCAUGUCACCAUUGCUGAAACACAACCUGUGUUUGAGGAAGAGCUAAAGAUUGAGGUAAACUCUGGGAAACUAGACACAAGACAGGCAAAAGAACAUGAAUCAACACAGCUCACUGAUAAAAUUUCCAGUUCCACAAAUCUAGAUGAAAAUAAACCUGUGGAGCAUCCUGAAACCCCCUCCCCGCCUGCCAUUACUGUCACUGAAACACAGCCUAUGUGUGAGGAACAAGAGACACCACAGGAAGAUCAGAAUAAUGCAGGUCCAGACAGAUCUAACCAACUCCAAAAAACACAGCCUGUGCAUGAGGAAGAUGAAGGACAGGACAAAGAGCUCAGUAGUAAGAUAUCUAGCAGAAGAUCACGCAGAGGAAGACCAAAAAAACAAGAGGAGGUCUCACAGCCUGCUGAGGGUGUUGUCCAUCACACUAUUUCAGAAUCUCAACCAAUUUGCGAGGAAGAAAAUAAAAACGAUGAAGAUCUGAACGUCGGAAUGAAAUCCAGAAGGAAUCGCAGGGGGAGACCAAGUAAAAAGGACGACGUUCCACAACCUGCUGAGUCUGAGGAAAAAACUGAGGAGGAAGAUGUGAACAGUGGCAUCAGAUCUAAGAGAUCCCGCAGAGGAAGACAAACAGAUGAAGCUGAACCUGCAGAGUCCCAUGAACCAAAUUCUGAUCUCAACGUUGUCGAAGAAGACCCUGCAAAUGCAGGGAGCUCAUGUCAGACGAGAAAAACUGGUGGCAGAAAACAAAGAAAAGAGAAGACAGAUCAGGAAAAUGAGUCGGGUACGUCUUCUAAAGGCCCAGGAAGAGCUAGGAAAGGGCAGGAGGGGAAAAGAAAUAGGAGAAGAGCAUUAUCUGAGGAAGAGGAGGAAAGUGAAGAAGAAAAAACAAGAAGGUGGGGAACAAGAAGGACUGGAAUGAAACAGAAAUGUACGGAAAAGGUAGGAGAGGAAGAAUUGGUGGAGAACAUCGAGAACAAUGUCCAAGAGGAGAAAGAGAAACUUGAAAAGGAGCUGCAAGAACAGGAGGCGAGAGCGAGAUUAGAAAGAGAGGAACAAGAGAGAUUGGAAUGUGAAAGAAGGGAAAAUGAAGAACCUGAAGAGAGAGAAAGGCAAAAGCUCGAACGAGAGCAGAAGGAAUUAGAAGAGAAAGAACGACUGAAAAGGGAAGAAGAGGAAAAGCAGAAAGAAGAAAAUGAGAGAAUGGACCAAUUAAAGAGGGAAAAAGAUCGGUUGGAAAAAGAGUUGAAAGAAAAAUUAGAGAGACAACGGCUUGAAAAGGAAGAGGAGGAAAGAAUCCAGAGAGAGAAGAUGGAGAAAGAGCUAAAAGAGAAGGAGCAUUUACAAAGACUAGAGGUGGAGAGAGAACAAUUAGAGAAGGAGAGACAAGAAAAUGAGAUGCUUGAGAUGGCAGCACAAGCACAACUGAAAAGCGAACAAAAAGACACAAACCAACAGGAAGAACAAAAGAAUGAGACGCUGGAGGAGAAAAACACAGAGCUAAACGCUUUUGUAGUUUCUCCCAAUGAUGAUGUCCCUGUCAGACGAUCACGCCGCCAUUCUAACUCCUCUGUGAACUCGGAACAAUCAGUAUCAUCACAACAGGAGCAGUCCAGUCAGAGAGGCAGAGGGAGGGGCAGGGGGCGGGGCCAAGGGAGACCGACAACUACCGAACAGCCAGUUGGUGGCAGACAAAGCGGCAGGAGAAAAACCAUCCCAGGGCCUGCUGAUGAUGUUGAAAAAACAGAGCAGGGGUCCAUAACUCCUUCCCGAUCUCGCUCUAGUUCUAGAAGUGCUGACAGAUCAUCUAAUAGCAUUGGAACUCAAAAUCAAGUGACGAGAGGUAGAGGAAGAGGCAGGAAGAGCGUGAAAUUACCAGAACCAGAGGAGGAAGUUUUCCAACCUAAAACCCCAGGGCGGGGCAGAGGGAGACCGACAACUACCGAACAGCCAGUUGGUGGCAGACAAAGCGGCAGGAGAAAAACCAUCCCAGGGCCUGCUGAUGAUGUUGAAGAAACAGAGCAGGGGUCCAUAACUCCUUCCCGAUCUCGCUCUAGUUCUAGAAGUUCUGACAGAUCGUCUAAUAGCAUUGGAACUCAAAAUCAAGUGACGAGAGGUAGAGGAAGAGGCGGGAAGAGCGUGAAAUUACCAGAACCAGAGGAGGAAGUUUUCCAACCUAAAACCCCAGGAAGGGGCAGGGGGAAAGGAAGCAUGAAAGGAACAAAUGUUGAGAUAAACACUAAGCAAGAUGAAGAGGUAGUCGAAGAGGCUGUCGUGCCUCAAACCAACAGUAGAGGGCGUAAGAGAACAGCCACUGCCAGCACAUCCUCAGUAGAGACUCCGCCACCCGCACCUAAGACACCAAGACGUUCCACAGCCAGUCAGAUGCAAAAGGUUUUAUUUACUGGGCUGACGGAUGAGGAUGGAGAAAGAGUGGUAGCCCAGUUGGGUGGCAGCCUGGCAAAGGGGGUGAAUGAUAUGACUCACCUGGUGACCGAUAAAGCUAGACGCACUGUUAAAUUUCUAUGUGCAAUUGCCAGAGGAGUGCCUAUUGUGACCCCUGACUGGCUCAAGAAGUGUGGCAAAGCCGGCCAUUUCCUUUCUGCUGAUGAAUAUUUAUUGAAGGAUGUUGAGCAGGAGAAGAAGUUUAGUUUCAGCCUACAGGCGGCACUGCAGGCGGCUCUACGUCAACCUCUUUUGAAGGGUUAUGAGAUUCAUGUGACACCAUCAGUGAUGCCAGAGCCAUCUCAGAUGAAAGAAAUCAUUACCUGUUGUGGAGCACGUUUCCUUCCUAAAAUGCCCUCUGCUCAUAAGGAUCAAACAGUGGUGGUGUCAUGUGAGCAGGACAGGGCGCUUUGUGAGAAGGCAUCGAGAAUGUCAUUGCCCGUGGUCAGUACAGAGUUUCUAUUGACUGGCAUUCUGCAGCAGAAAGUUGACUGGCAGGCCUAUUCUCUCACAUCCUCUCUCAACGCAGCCAAUCAGACCGCAGCUCCCAAAGCGCCAGCCAGGGGCCGUAGGAAGUAGUGCCAAUGACAUAGGGAAGGACUUAUCGUGUAUUACAUUUUUGUUCAGUCUGUUUCUGUUCAGUAGAUGGCUUAGGAUGAAUAUGAGAAUGCAUUAAAUCCUAAUUUUAAGAAUUAAUGAAUACAGCUUGAUUGUGAAAUGCUGCCAUGCUUGUAAACCACACAUCCAUUGAUUCCUGUGAACGUGGUAGCUUAAAGACGGUGUGAGAGGAGGCUGUUCAUGAAUGAUGAGUGUGUUAAAGCCAGAAUAAGCUCCCCUGAUUUUUAAGCUAUUAAAAAUGCCCUAAGAGCCAGAAUAAAAAACAGUUGCAUAAAAUUGCCAGUUUCUUUAAAGAGCAUUUUUACAAGUUGUAUAAGCAAAUGUAUGCAAAUGUGUUAUACAAUUAUAAUGAAUAAACAUUUACAUUUUUAAUGUGA